Molecule: messenger RNA, 1788 nt
Organism: Anopheles arabiensis
Lineage: Eukaryota; Metazoa; Arthropoda; Insecta; Diptera; Culicidae
Exons: 2
Coding region: 262-1434 (390 amino acids)
Biological process (GO): neuropeptide signaling pathway
Cellular component (GO): membrane; neuron projection
Molecular function (GO): G protein-coupled receptor activity; neuropeptide binding
Source: RefSeq, a predicted model, not a curated record
CACACGGUGAAGAUCGGCACGGCCGACAGAUCGAAGCUUCUUGACACCACACUCUUUAUGAUGCUCCGAGAAUGAUUCUUGUGCUUUAUAGUCUACGGCAGAACGUUUGUCUCGGCGAACGCAGUUGCCUUAGCAUGCCGGUUAGUUGCGAUUUAAAUGUGGCUGCGUAUGGUGCGCACGCUCCGGAUCCUUGUUAGCUGGUUAGUGUCAUACAUAUCGAAACGUUGUUCAUAGUUCAUAGUUCAAUCAGUGCUCAAUAUCAUGGAUGAUGAUUACACAUCGAUCGAAGACUAUUUUAGCAACGAAGUGUACCUAACACAUUCGAAUGACUAUGAAGAGCUCCUGGACAACAAUUCCCGCCCUGUGCUGUCGCCUCGCGAUCCAACCGAGCUGGUGUCAAUGUAUGCGUUCAAUGCCGUGAUCGUGGCGACGGGGAUUGUUCUUAAUCUCGUGCUCGUAAAAGGAAUCAUAGGCGCCAAAUCUAAUGGGGCGCUCUUGUUCGUGCUGCAGAUAGCGCUCAUCGAUGUAUUGACGCUUCUUACAAGCAACUGGGAAUUGUACUACUACAUUAGAGGAACGUGGAUUUUUUCGAAGCUCCACUGCACUCUGUACAGUGGGUUGGAGUCAUUCACCAGCGUGGCGGUGGUGUACUUCAUUAUUGGACUGAAUUUUCACUCGAUCUCCUCGUACAAUCUGGCCGUGGAAUUGUCGAAAAAUGCUCUCGCUACACCUGACGCUGAGAGCGCAACCGAGUCCCUGACAGAGGAAAACAAUUACGAAGUAGCUACCGAUUCAAUUUCCCAGAAACGAUCCCUCACGAUCGAUUACCGGUACAAAAAACGGCACAUUUCCGUCCGACUUCCGAUACUGCUCGUGUGGUUCAUAGCUGCAUCCGAAUCGCUGCCACUGUUCCUGUUUGCCGACAUCGAAACGCUUAACCCAACGGAUAGUGCGGAGCAGCCGAUCAAACAGUAUUGUACGGAACUGACCAAUACCGUGGCGAAUCAUAACAUCGUCAGCCUCAUGGUCAUCGCCAUUCGUAUCAUCUUGCCGUCUGUGGCACUGGUGAUAACACUCGCACAAACGGUGAUUAAGUUUUAUAGAGGCAAGCAUUUUACGCAACCGGAUGAGAUUGAAGAAAAUGUUGCAUUUUCGCUUAAGCUAUCUAUCUUUCUGUCGAUCUCCUAUGCGGUAUUUACUCUGCAACGAUUGUACGGCUCGUUGCUGCAAGAAAUAAUUUUACAGCCAAAAAUUGUGCCCAAAUACCCAGGCUUUAACCCGAUCGUGGGAAUCUCGCUGGCAGUUCUUCACUACACAGCAUCUUUCAUUCGGCCGCUAGUUUUAAUAAUUAUGUGCAAACAAAAGAGCAACAAUGUGGAUAUUACGUUCACCUGCCAGAAACGCGCUGAGAAUAAUAGUAUAUCUUUGCAGUAGUAACAGCAUGAAGUACAUACACCCGAUUCGAUACAAUAGUUCGCUUGAACGAAUGCAUAGUGAGGCAUUCGAUGCAAUUGUUCUCCCGAUAGAUUGUCAUUGGAUUCUGAUGCAACAAACAACACAACAAACGGACUUUGUUUUAGAAAUACAUUUUUAGUAUUAUGACUAUUCCGAAUCAAACAACAGAAUCGGCUAUAGGCUGAUCUGUGUCCAGGAAGUGAAGUGUAUAAAUAAGGCCUUUGAUCGGGCGCUUUGAUAUAUGCUUAAAACAUAAUUAUUUUAAGUAACUUUUACGUUAUUGCAAUGUAAGGUUUUAAGAAGCUAGUCAAAUAAAUGGUAAUAAUAAAUACA